Molecule: messenger RNA, 3527 nt
Organism: Biomphalaria glabrata
Lineage: Eukaryota; Metazoa; Mollusca; Gastropoda; Planorbidae
Exons: 5
Coding region: 1011-3527 (838 amino acids)
Source: RefSeq, a predicted model, not a curated record
AGAUCUAAAACAAAUACUGAUAGUCAUUCAUUAAUUAAUUAUUAGAAUUACUUGACUACCAACUGGGUAUUUUUAUUGCCAAAAUGCAAUGUAUUUUAUGUGCAUUUAUUAAAAACAACAACCAAAAAUUAAGCGUUCGACGCAACUAGAUCUAAUAUUAAUAAUAUAGAUUCUAGUUCUAGAUCUAGAUCCAGAAAGCUACUUCUCUAAUUCAGUUUUCUAGUUUAAUUCUAGUUAGAUCUAGAUGUCUAGACCAGUAGAUCUAAAUCUAGCCAGGGUUUUUGUCAUGGCGACUCAUGGAAUAGAUCUAUAACUCUGCAGCCGCCUACUCAUAGUGAUCACGAUAUGACACUGAGACUGAAUGACAGAUGACGAGAUACUAUUCUGACUAUUCUUGAGAUACUCUCUCUACUUCAUAGUACUUCUAUAUAAUUAAUAAUAUAUAUAGUUUUAUUAUUGAUUAUAGAUCUACAUCUAUAUAUAGAUCUAGAUCUAGUAAUUUUAGAUCUAGUAGAUCACAGUAAAACUCAAUGUGUACUUCCGACUUAAGCUCAACAAGUCUAAAUUGCACGAAAUAAAAAUAAAAAUAGGCCUAAUACUAAUAGACUAAUACAGUGUUGACACUCCAAGCUACGCAUUUCUAGAUCUAUUCGUUUUUUUAUUAUUUUUAUCGAAAGGACUAGGCUAUAGGCAUACACGUCUCGUGGGAAACAGAAAAAGUUCAUCUCGAAUUAAGAACAAACGGAGACGAAAAGUGUUUGCCUCAACAGAUUUCUGAUAUUGUGUUUAGAUCUAGACUCUUCUGAUUUAGAAUGACUUAGAGUUAAAUAGAUCUCAUCUAUGAUCUACUAGUAAAGUCUAGUAUUAUUAUGACCUAUGAUCUACUUAAUUAACUACAAUCAUUUCACAUUUGACUUGAGUAUUUUGACUUGACUAGAUCUAGAUCUAGUAACUAGUCGCUCUAGAUCAUCAUCAUCAGUGUUCAAGAAAUUUUAUUUCAAUCUCUGGAAAUGGGUGGUGCUAAUUGUGCCAUUGUGGGAUGCACUGCCACAAGAAGUAGUUGCAAAGGCUUGUCCUUUUUUAAGCUACCUAAAAUGGAUAAAACACCAGAAAAAGAUCAAUGGAGAAGUCAGCUGAUAUCAUGUAUAAAUAGAUCCGAUAAAGGGUUUAAUCCUAACAGGGCAACAAUUUGUUCAAUACAUUUCAAGCAGACUUGCAUCAAAACAGGCACCACUGGAAAAAAAUUCCUUAUACCUGGAAGUCUUCCUACAGAGUUGAUGCCUACUGUUGAAACGCACAAACAGAUACACAGGAAUCCACCAGUGGAACGUUCGUCGCCUGCCUUGGCUCAGAAAGUUGCGUAUUACUCUUUUAAGGAAGUAAAAGCAGAUGCAGCCCUCAUUAAUCUUCCUUGGUGCCUCAUUGAGAAUUCCGAAAACGCCGUUGUAUUUGGACUUUUUGAGACUGAUACAUCUCAUUUAAAAUAUAAAGUAUUUUUUAAACUUGAUUUUAUGACAGAUAUUCAUAUUGUUGGUAUUCCAGCACCAAAUCUAUCACAAAGUUAUGAGGGAGUAAAAAUUAAAAGUUAUCUUGAUAUUAUUUUAUCGAAAUCCAUUUGUCCUGGUAUAAGGCAAAAACAUUUGCAAGCAUUAGCUAGUCUUCCAGAAAAAAAAGAUCAAACCUAUUUCAGACAUAUUUUAAACAAGACAGAUUUCGGAACAAAUAACUUUUAUCAUUUUUCAAUUAUCCGAUCUCGGCAUUGUUUGCUUCUUUCUGAUGGCAUAUGCACACAUUGCAAAGAUUCUGAACGUUUACUACAGAAAAAGUGGAAUAGAGCUGAGAUGAGCAAGAAAACUCCAUUAAAGUUGAAUUGUUCCAUGAACUCAACAUGCCCUUUAAAAUUAAAAGAUAGACUUAAAAAUAGCAGACAAGAAAAUAAAAUUUUGACCAAAAAAAUACAAAGCUUUAAUGCAGUCCUCAAAAAAAAUUAUAUUGAACUUAGAGAGGAUGUACACUUAGGCAUUCGAAAAGUAAUAGAAAAUGCUGCCAUCACAGAUCCGUUGUCUCAAUUGUUUUGGGAAGAACAAAAAAAAGCAUUUGACUCUAAAUCAUUUGGGAUGCGUUGGCAUCCGACUAUGUUAAGACUGGCAAUUUUAUUACAUAGUAGGAGCCCAACAGCUUACCAAACAUUGAGAAAAACUGGUGUACUAAAACUUCCAGGUGAAGCAACCAUUCGAGACUAUACAAAUGCCAUUCAUCCUAAAACUGGAUUCAAUUGUGAAGUAAUAGAUGCAAUUAAACAAGCAACUAAGGAUUUUGAUGAACAUGAGCGCUUUGUAAUUUUACUUCAUGAUGAGAUGGCUAUAAAAAGUGAUCUUGUGUAUGAUCAGCGAAGUGGGGAAGUUGUUGGGUUUGUUAAUAGUGACAAUGUAAAAGAAAGCUCAUCAUACCAACUUGCUACCCAUGUACUUGUAUUUUUUAUUGUAGGAAUUAAUACAAAUUUAAAAAUGAGUUUAGGAUAUUUCGGGACACAAUCUGCAACACCCUUGGAUCUUUAUACUAACUUUUGGAGAGCUGUUCAAAAUUUAGAAAAUCAUUGUGGGCUCAAAGUGAUUGCUUCAACAUGUGACAAAGCUUCUGCCAAUGUCAAACUCCAUCAGUUACAUGAUUCUCAAAUUGAUAGCACUAUUUGCUUUAAAACCAUAAAUCAUUGUGCGACAGACAGAUUUAUUUAUUUUCUUUCAGAUGUUCCACACUUACUUAAAACAGUUCGAAAUAACAUUUUUAAAUCAGGUUAUGGCAAAUCUAGACUGCUAUGGAACAAUGGAAAUCACAUUGUCUGGAGUCAUAUUGUUGACUUGUACAAUAGAGAUAUAACAUCAGACCUCUUUAGAACACAUUUAACAUCAGAUCACAUAAAUCUGACAUCACAUUCAAUUAUGAAUGUACAACUUGCAGCACAGGUUCUCAGCAAAACUGUAGGUUCAGUCAUGCAAGCAUAUGGUUCAAAAGACAGUCAAGAAACAGCAAAGUUUAUUUUAUUAAUGGAUCGUUUUUUCGACUGUAUGAACACCAGAUCACUAUCUGAAGCUCAUUCUGUAAAUAAGCCAGAUCUUCUACCGUACACAAAUUGUGAUGAUCCUCGUUUUGAGUUUUUAAACAAUGAAUUUGUAAAGUAUUUAAAUGAUUGGAAAAGCUCUGUGGACAAGAGAGAAGGACCAUUUAGCAUAAGUCAAAGAAAUAAAAUGUUUUUGAGUCAUCAAAGUUACAAGGGUCUUGUGAUGACUGUUAAUGCCUUUACUGAAGCUACUAGAUAUCUAUUACAAAAUGGUGUAAAAUAUGUACUUAGCAACAGAUUUUGCCAAGAUCCUCUUGAAGAACAUUUUGGUAGGCAUAGGUGUUUAGGCCACACAAAUGAAAAUCCGAAUCUGUGGAGUUUUGGUUACCAAGAAAACAAACUUAGGCUUCAAAGAAAUUUAACACUGGCUUUUCAGCCACGGGGAAAUGUCCAAUCCCACCACAUUUAA